ACAAGCUACCUUCCCCAGCUCACCGUAUUCACAACGUUAGCGUGGAAGCUCACAAGUGAAAGCCAGCGUCGCUUCGAUCCACUGCAGCCGCCAAUGAAUCCAAUAAUUAGACGGAGGCUUCCUCCAUCUGUACGGAGCCUGUUGACAGACAUCGGUCCGAAGCAGGAGUGGACUGACACAGAGCCAGACACAUUGACCAGAGAGGGGAUUUUGCUCCCUCCCAGAGGAUCUGCUUCUGGACAAGACGAGUUUCUCACCCCAGCAAAGACACAAGAAGAAAAGGCUACAGCAGACUGUCGGGAUUCAAGAAAAAGUGCAGUCUGUAUGUUGUGCAAAUGUAAACCCUCUUGCUACACCUGCCCUCGCUGUAACCUGCAAUACUGUGGCUUAGCUUGCUACAAGAGCCCGGAUCAUGCUGUGUGCUCUGAGGAAUUUUACAAGGAAUCUGUUAUGCAGGAGUUGAAGAAUAUGGGGAAAACAGAAAGUGAAGGGAGGAAGAAAAUACAGGAGGUUCUUGUGAGGCUCGGACAAAAAGCAGAGAGGACAGACGGAGGGAUGGAAACUCUACUGAAAGAAACAGGUGUUGUGUCAGAUGACAGAGACGAAGGUGAAGGAGAGGAAUCAGAGAAAGUGCAGGCUUUUGAGCUCCUGUCCCGGUUAGCAGAGCUUCAGCAGUCAGGAGAAGGGAGUGAUACAGAGAUUGAAGCUAUUUUGAGGAAACUUGAAGAGAUUGGAGAAGGCGAUCUGCUCCCAGGGGAUGUAAAUGAGGAUGCUGAAAAUGCUGAAGUGGAGACAGACUUGGCUGUUUGCCUCUCAGGAUUGGAUAUUGACAAAUUGUCAGAGGAGGAGCUCUGGGAACUUCUCAACAAUAAAGAGAAAGAGACUUUUUUAGGCCUGAUAAAGGAUGGAGCACUUGGUGGGCUUGUUCCCUUGUGGAAGCCUUGGUGGGAGGAGCAUGAGGAAGGAGGGAGAGGUCUGGUGGAGGUGCUUGAAGAGGAAGUAAGUAAACUGGGGAGAGAACACGCAACACUUGUGGAUCUGCAGGACACAACAGUUGUGCAGAGUAAAGACAAAACUUCUUCAAAGUUGAGAAAUGUUAAAGUAGAAAAAAGUAAAGAAAGCAAGAGCCAAGGGAGUUCCGUGUCUCCUGGUAUCCCUCCAAUUUCUGCAAAAAUACCAAAGUUGAGCUCCCUGUGUGCAAAUCCAUCCCACCUGGUUUGCUAUGGUUUGAUCAAUGCACUCUUUGGCUACACCUUCACGUUGUGCCUGUUCAACAAUGACACUGAUUCACUGUUAACUGAGUUCUGUGACAUGGUUCUUGCUCUUUCUGAAGCACUGAACUCCAACAGGGUGUUCAACUCCCUCCAGGAGGCCUUUGGAAGUGGAGAAACUCUUAUUAUGGGUGGAGGUUACCUCGACAAGGAGGAUCCUCUUGCCCCAGAUAGGGCAGUAGAAGCCGUGGCUCACAUCAUGACUGGCAGAGACAGGAAAGAUGCAUCGGGAUACUGCCUUGCAGCCUUGAGUCAGCUCCGCUCAGUGCUCACCAAAGCUAGAUCUCCUCUGUCUAAAGAGGGAGAGGAUGGGGCAAAGAGACAGAGGUACUUCCUGGCAAGCAAGAAGUGUGAAUUCUUUCAAGCCUGGGUGCUCGACAGUGAAUACAGGAUUCGUACACUAGCUAUUGAAUUGUGGGAUGAACAUGUCAGAAGAGAGACUGUCAGGAGCAGCAUGGAGAAAACAAAGACUGUGAUUGAGCAGAACUUAAAGAAGAAAAGCAAAGAGAAUAAAGGCUUAAUUCAGGAACUGACAUGAUUUUUUCAACAUUUAUGUAUAUAAAAAAUAUGUAAUGAGAUGUAUUUCAUAUAUUGAUUAUCUUUUCUGUCAUUAAAAUUGAUUUUGUUAAACCCUUUAUGUCCUGCUCCAAAUAAACUGCUGAACAGAGUAUUCCAAUUGAUCUAAGUAACACAGUGUAAUAUUGCUGUAAAGUGGUAUAAAAAAGUUGCAAAACUAAAUAUUCACAGGUAUCUCUUACCUUA
Molecule: messenger RNA, 2033 nt
Organism: Cheilinus undulatus (humphead wrasse)
Lineage: Eukaryota; Metazoa; Chordata; Actinopteri; Labriformes; Labridae
Gene: znhit2
Product: zinc finger, HIT-type containing 2
Exons: 2
Coding region: 94-1809 (571 amino acids)
Source: RefSeq, a predicted model, not a curated record